Penaeus indicus is the source of this 8060-nucleotide messenger RNA. It is a transcript of the gene Ptp99A, whose product is annotated as tyrosine-protein phosphatase 99A-like. The transcript is spliced from 23 exons. Bases 649 to 4662 code for a protein of 1337 amino acids. Gene Ontology annotation, biological process: protein dephosphorylation. Gene Ontology annotation, molecular function: protein binding; protein tyrosine phosphatase activity. NCBI's taxonomy places the organism in Eukaryota, Metazoa, Arthropoda, Malacostraca, Decapoda, Penaeidae. The record is from RefSeq and is a predicted model, not a curated record.
CUGUGCAGUGAGAGGACAGGGAGCGUCGUCGUCGCCCGGUCUCCCAGCGCCACGCCACGCCGCCGGCCUCCGUCGCACCUGCUUCGCGAUCGCCUCCCGAAGGAGUGGAUGUAACGACAGCUGUCCGUGGUGGUCUGUGAGCUUUUUUUUCUUUUAAUUAUGCGGGUGCGGACAAACCAGGAUGUGAGGUGUACUUAGAAAAAAAGGAAAAAGAUCUUUUUCUGUUUUACGACAGUGGAAAAGGAAAGAUUUAAAAAAAUAUAUAUUGAAAGUUAUAUCUUGAAGAGGGAAUAAUAAUAACCUCCUUGCAGUGUUCAUUCUUAACGGAAAGGGAAGGAGUGAGAGAAUAUUUUUUUUGGAAAAAGGUUAUCAAAAAGCUUCCUUCGAAAAGCAAGGUUUCCCCGGAUGUAUUUUGUUUUUGUUAUUGUAUUCCUAAUUUCGUGGAUCCUGAAAAAGUGAAAGAAAAGAAAAAAUCUUUAUUUACACACUGAUACAAUCCAUUCAAAAAAGUGCUGUGAAAGAGAGAGAGAAAAAAAAGGAGUAAUUUGGAUAAAUUAUAAUUACAAUACAGUAGCAGCCCUCCUGUCGGGGAGAUGCCCAAGCCGGUGGGUUUAAGUGUAUAAUAAACCCAAGUUGAUUGCAACAGUAAUGGAUAACCGAAGGCAUCUGCUUCUGCUCCUGGCGGCCUGCUUAUUCAUCUCUACCCAUGGACAAGGUAUUGUUUCGGGUCGGGUAACGCCAGUACCCCCAUCCCCCGGGACCCUACCCUUGGACCCCCCUCCGCGUCCUAUGAAAGCAGGCGCCCCGACGGUGACCAGGGCGGGGGGCAACGUCACCCUGGCCUGUCCUGCCGCCCGGGAUACGUACGUCCUGCUGCUGGAGUGGCGGUGUCGUGGCUGCGAGCUGCCCUCUGACCCCGUGGCGCCGCACGAGGUCAGCCUGGUGGAGUACAGGUCAGAGUCGGUGACCUUGUUCCACCACGACUCCCGGAUGUCCCUCAACCCGACCAACUACAGCCUGUCGUUCCGGCCUGUGCUCGCCUCCGACUCCGGAACCUACGUGUGUCGCGUCAACAACCGAGAUGACUCUGAGCUCCCCAUCAAGCUCAUCGUGCAAGGGGAGGAGAACGGGGGAAGGGGAAGUACGGACGUCCCCGACCCCCCCGGCCGCCCACUGAUCCUUGGCUUCACCGCCCGCUCCGUCAACCUCUCCUGGACGCCCUCACAGGACACCCACAACUCGCCCAUUUCGCACUACAUCAUCCACAUCAGAGAGGGCGAGGAUGGCCACUGGGACGUCGACAACGGCCACGCCACCACCAACAACUCCACCCAGUUUACGGUCGACGGCCUGUCCCCCUUCACCGUCUACUCCUUCAGGGUGGUGGCCGUCAACUCGCUGGGGAUGAGCUCGCCCUCCAAGGAGUCCUACUACAUGGUCACGCUGAGGGAGUUACCUGAAGGAAAACCGAUCUUCACGGCGGCCCACAACGCCUCCUCCACCAGCCUCCAACUGCACUGGAAGCCCCCCAGCAGGAGCACCAUCCACGGCGAGUUCCUGGGCUACAAGAUCACGCUGAAGCCAAGAGACGUUCCCGAUGCGCGCCAGGACCAGAUUGUUCGAGUUACUAUUAAGGACCCGACGGUCACGAAUCACGUUGUACAGGAUCUCCGCACAUACACACAGUACCUGGUGUCCCUCCAGGUCUUUAACCCUGAGGGGGACGGACCUUCCUCCACGGUGGCCGUCAUGACCGACGAAGGGAUUCCGGGUCCUCCUGAGAACCUGACGUUGCUCCGGGUGCACGACCGCUCCGUGGACCUGCAGUGGUCGCAGCCCUCGGAGCCCAACGGGGAGAUCCGGGGAUACCGCGUCUACUACAUGCAGGGCAACUACACCAGCGUGCGCACCGUCCACGCCAACGAGCCCAACAUACUCUACUCUCUCCAUGACCUUACCCCCAACACCAACUUCAAGGUGUGGACGAAGGCGUUCACGCAGCGCCACGAGGGCACGUCGUCGGUGCCGCUGACGGUGAAGACGGACGUGUCGGGUCCCGGCGCGCCCGUGAUCUCCAACCUGACGUGCCAGCCCGACGGCAACCUCUACCUGCAGUGGCUGAGGCCGGCGCAGCUCUUCGGCUCCGUCGACCUCUACUACAUCUACUACAGGCCUGAGGACUCCUUCGAAUUCGAGGAGAUCGCCGUCAACUCCGUCAACAACCGCCUCGAGCACAACUUCCUCCUGACCAACCUGACCUACAACACCAUGUAUGAGGUGAAGGUCCGAGGGGGCACAUACUCACGCCUCUUUGCCGAUAAUAACAAGACCUACAAGGGCCCGUUCUCGCAGCCUCGAAAGAUCCUCCUGUAUCCAGACUGCCACAAUGCCCCUCCGCCAGAUGUCAGUCGCACGGGCCUGGAGAUGAGCGCAGGCAUCAUUGCGGGUAUCAUCUGUGCCACCUUCGCCAUCUUCCUGUUGGUGGUUGCUAUGAUCAUCUGGAGGCGCUUCUUCCAAGGUGCUUAUUAUUACCUGGAUGAUCCCCCCAAGGCUCCCCCAGUGCUUAUGCAUGACUGGGAGAAUGACACAGGGGGUGAUGGGGCCUAUGGGCCAAUUGAUGUGCAUGACUUUGCCAAGCACAUUGCGGAGCUGCAUGCCGAUGGCGACAUUGCAUUCUCAAAGGAGUAUGAGGCCAUCCAGGCAGCCUCAGCCCAGGAACACCACCCAGCUGAGCACUCACAGCACCCGGACAACAAGCAAAAGAAUCGAUAUCUCAACAUUGUAGCAUACGACCACACAAGGGUUCCCCUGCGCCCCCUCCCCGGACAGAAGAAGGCCAUGGAAUACGUGAAUGCCAACUACAUUGACGGCUAUGACAAGCCCCGGGCCUACAUUGGCACCCAAGGCCCACUGCCCUCCACCUUCGACACCUUUUGGCGCAUGGUGUGGGAGCAGCGAGUCCACAUCAUCGUCAUGAUCACCAACCUUGUGGAAAGGGGGCGUAAAAAGUGCGACCAGUACUGGCCCAAGGAAGGAAAUGAAAUUUAUGGCCUGAUUCAAGUGCGUCUCGUUCAUGAAGAAGUUCUGGCAACUUACACCAUCAGAAAAUUAGCUAUUAGACACAUGAAGGUGAAAUGCAAGAAGUCUGGCAGUGGAGAGCGCAUAGUCUACCAAUACCACUACACCAACUGGCCAGAUCACGGCACGCCCGACCAUCCACUGCCUGUACUCUCCUUUGUCCGAAAGUCUGCUGCGGCAAAUCCAGAGGAUGCUGGACCCAUUAUAGUCCACUGCAGUGCUGGAGUGGGAAGGACUGGCACAUACAUUGUCUUGGAUGCCAUGUUGCAGCAGAUUCGUGCCAAGGGACGCCUCAAUAUUUGGGGAUUCCUGAAACACAUUCGCACACAACGCAACUUCCUUGUACAGACGGAGGAGCAGUAUAUAUUCAUUCACGAUGCUCUGCUGGAAGCCAUCCAGAGCGGAGACACCAACAUCCCUCGGGCUGGGCUCAGCAGAUAUAUCAGGAUGUUGCAGGCGCCUGGAGGAUCACAGGAGAAGCCCCAGCCUUGGUAUCUUCUCUCACACCAGUUCAAGCUGGUUACACAUUUCCAGCCAAGAGAUUUCAAUGUUGUCAGUGCAGUCAAGCCAGUCAACAGAGAGAAGAACCGCAGCACCGACCACCUGCCCAUGGAGAAUGGCCGUGUGCACCUGACCCCCAAGCCAGGUGUGGAAGGCUCAGACUACAUCAACGCAACCUGGCUGAUGGGCCACCAGAGACUACGAGAAUUCAUCCUGACGCAGCACCCUAUGCCAGCCUCCAUCCUCGAUUUCUGGCAGAUGGUUUGGGACCACAACGCGCAGACAAUAGUGGUUUUGACGGCUGUGGACGAGACUCAGAGCUAUCCGCAGUUCUGGCCAGCGCAGCAUGACGACUUUGACUCUGAGCAUUGGAAGGUGCGUUAUUUGGAAGAGAAAUUGAAUGCUGGGUUGGUGACUGUCGAUGUAGCAGUCCAGAGUUUGCAAGAUGACUACGAGUUACCGGUCAGAUUAAUUCACGCUCCUGGCUGGCCCCACACGCUGCCAGCUCUCACUACUACUCUCAGCCUUGUCUCCUUAGUGUCUGAGGCCCAUACUAACUACCAGAAUGGACCUUUAAUAGUUGUUGAUCGGUUUGGAGGGACGGAGGGAGCCACUUUCUGCUGUCUAACUGCCCUGAAGAACCAGGUUGACUUCGAGCAGCACUUGGACCCUUACAUGUUUGCUAAGCUUUACCACAACAGAAGGCCAAGUAUCUGGACAAGUCAGGAUGACCUCCUGUUCAUCUACCGGGCGAUGGAAUCCUACACAGCCAGUGAAGGAAGCCACAGUGGAAGCAGCAAUGACAUGGCUGGGCUCCAUGACCCGGUGAUCACCAUGCCUCCCAUCACAACAGUGACUGCGGCACCUGCAAUGCCCAGUGCCCCCUCCCCAGUCCCUCUGACCUCUCCACCCCAGACACCUUCAGCUGCAACUCUCCCUGCCAUCAGCACGCCCCCCAGUACGUGUGCGAACGGCCAAGUGCCCUCCAAUGGACAUGCAACGUUAACAGGCAAUGGUACAGUCAGAGUCCCUCCAGAAGGGAUGGAAGAUGCACCACAGGCAACAGAGAUCCCUCCAGUUUGAGUUAUUUGGACUGCCAGUUAGGUCUGUUCAAAGAUCUUGCGCUCUGUCUAAUAAACGUGAAAUGCCUUGAAGAAGUUCUGUUCUGUUCAAGAAGUGUGUUACCAAGUGUUGAACAAGUGCACAUUAUAUUCAUAUAACACUUUUUGUAAGCAUCGGCUUCACCUUAGAAAAGCUGAACCUAUUAGCAAGUAUAAGGAUUUAGUACUCCAAAAGCAUCAGAUGGCAAAAGCAGCUGAAAUGGUCAUUAGUGCUCUCACAUAAAAAGUGUGAAUUGAAGUAAUGCAUAUUACUGGUCUGAGAUUUAGACUCAACAUUGAAAACACAUCAAUGCAUUUAUUGUAUUCUAAUGAAAGACAUUGUUAGCCGUAAGUGAUGCAUUCGUCCUGGACUUCACUAAGCAGUAAAAUUUUGUUAGGUGCGCUGCCCUGUAAACCAGUGUUGACAGUAGCCAGUCUGUGCAUAAAGGAAAUGUCUCCUGCCGCUGCUGCUACAAGCCUGUGUUUUAAGCUUAAGGGCAACUUUGUGCUGCUUACCCAGACAACUGCUUAUGUACAGUGUAUAGCUAGUUUUCUAAAAAAGGGAAAAAUUGGCCCACAGAAGGGGUCACCUUUCAUGUACAGAAUGAUUUUCAUAAGUAAUUUAUCUGUGGUGUCUUUCAUUUAUUAUAUUAUUGGUACUUCUUCACAUGCUGCUUUAUAGCUUACCUUUUCUACGUGAUUACAAAGAGAAUAAAAAAAUAAGGGAAGUUUUCCCCACAUUUAAAAGACAUCUAGUCUAGUUAGUGUAAGUUAGAAAAUAGAUAUUUUGGUAUGGAGGUGCAUUUGCCUUGAUUCCAUAGUGCUCCUGAAAAAUUAUUUUUUCAUCUCUAUUUUCAUUUUAUUUAAUAUGAAUACAUUAUUCAUUGACCUCAUAAUGUAGCCAUUUUAUUACAGUCAUUUGUAAUGUUUGACAAAGACUCAGAAUAAGGCAAGAUCAUACACUCGAGUCCUUUGGGAGCAUUGCACAAAUGAUGCUGUUUUGUGAGUAUGACUUUUUUUUCUCUUUUAUUUUUGACACCAAGCCCUAUCCAUAAGUUCUAAGAUACCUCCCUCUUAAGGCACAAAAUAAAUUAAGAUGAUAUUUUUCUUAUAAACUACCGUAAUAAAACCUAGCCUCAAACUACGCAGCAGUAGGUGCCAGAACCUAAGAGGGACCAUAAUCAUCUCUUUGUUGAAAAGCUCUCUGUCAGCAUUUAAAUAUUGGAUGCUCUACAGGAACUUGCUACACCUUGACAGUAUCAGUUAAAGGAAGACACAAGUGAUUUUUUUUUAUUAUUAUUUUCAAAAAAUGAAUUGGAAAGAUUUGGGGAAAGGCACCAAAUAGCAAUUGCAGUUGUUGAAUAUUCGUUAAAUAUUUACUUCCCCUUGCCUUUAUUAUAUCCUAUGAGGUAGGAUGUAUGUACCUUAUGAAUAGGAUUGGAUCAGUGCAGUUCGAAUCUGCUUUCAUACCUAGAAGAUAUUAUAUAGAUAUUGGUUAUGUGCUAUUUAAAACACAGCUGUAGACUGCCAUUUGUUUGAAAGAUCCGUUUACCAGUUUUAUAAGAAUAAUUUAUGUGUAAACACCAAGCUUCCAUGCAAGUACAUACUCAUGUACACACUCACACUUACAUUCAUACUCACACUCAGUCACUAUCAACCACCUCACAUAACACAGGAUAAAUCCAAAUGAACAUAGACCAUAAAAGCACAAACUGUUGUUUACAUAUACAUGUAGUAUUAUCAUUGUUUCUUAGGAGUUUUGCAGAGAGACUUAUUAGUUAUUCUGACAUUGAAAUUUGCAUUGUUUACAGUUCGAGUACAAAGAUACUUUUAUUCUAUUUUAUUUUGCUUUUUGUUUUACUUCCGUAUUUAUAGACUAUGAACUAUAUAUCAGUUGACUGUUUAGGAUGCCAUAUCCAAAGUUUUUUGUGUUUUUUUAUGAUUUCUUAUUUUUUGUCUGUGAAAAUUAUAUUUUAUCUUACACUUUUUAAGGGACUUGUUAGAUGAAUAACUACAAGAAACCAGUGACAAACAGGAAAUUAAGUGAAAUAGAAGAUAAAAAUAUUAGUUAUAAUGAACCAAAUAUUUAAUUUACUUAUUAUAAGCAAUGUAAUAUCUGUAAGCAGAAAGGUUGCCCCUACAAGUCUCAUUAGCAUGAAUUGAAUAAGCACAGAAGUAAGAUAUGCAUAAAAGCAAUUGAAUUUUUCAGGUAAACACAUGCCAGUGUUUAAUAUCUUAUUUUAGAAGAUGGCUUUCAAAUAUUCAUGUGAAUUUAAUUUAGAAUGUAAUUUAAAGGUAAAGGUUAAAACAAAAAUAAGGGCUGAAGCAAAUUAUCAAUGCAAUGUUGAUGAAAUGUAACGCAGUUUCGUGGGUAACACUCGAAAGAUGGUGUACAUAAAUGCUUCAAGGAGAAUAAGCAUCAUCCAUAGGCGAAGUCACCUAUUGACCCAUCGUUACCCCAUGCCCUUGGUCAUGGCCUGUCAGUAUUGUGGACAUUCCCACGUGUUCUUGGGUGCAGUGACAAUAUACAAAGCAUAAGCAGCUAGUUGUGAGUAGACUGUGCUUUGUUUUAGCUCUGGUAAGCUCUGGUAAUAAUAAUUUUCUCAUUGUAAGGGUUUUUCAGUGAAUCCUUGGAGCAUUUAAUAUUCAAGUGUGCUUGAAAUUUGUAUGCUAAUGACCAUCAUAGAUCUUCACACAUCACCAAAUAGUUUUGUAUGUAAUACUGCAGUUUGUGUGAUACAGCCCUAGUGAUCUCUGCAAAAGGCCGUUGUUAGGUUGUGAAUGAAAGUUGCAGAUGUCAUCGGCAUAUCACACAAGCCAUUUUUUUAAUCACCCUUCCAAAGAAUUAAUGGCAUGUAAAAAGCAUUUUUUUAUGUAAAUAUUUGUACAGAUAGAAUUUGUUAGAACUGUGUACCUCAUGGCUUAAGUCUGUCUAGGCUGAGUGCAGCAACUGGGUAUGUGUGUGUUGAGUUAACUUACUCAUGGAGAGUUUUCAUUAUAAAACUAUAAUGUUUAUGAUUAUUACAGUACAUAUAAAAGUGUAUUUCAUAAAUGGAUUUUCAGAUGGGUUUCAGUGUUAUCACUUGGUAGCAGUGUGUGAUGAUGUUUUCCGGCAAUGCGCUUGAUCAUGCAACACGUGCUGUGAUCAAGAGAGAACUGUACAUUUGACAAAAAAUUUAGUUAACAGAUACAUGUUAAACUGCACCAGAGCCUGGUCAUGGAAGAUUACUUUGUGAUUUAGAUCAUAGCUUACUGUUCCUACUGUGUGUGUCCCUGAGUAAGGUGCUGACAGCCUCUAUGUAGACUGACGCUCUUUACUCUGCCAGUCAUUAUAUUGGAUAUAAAGGAGUUAAUAAAAAGACCAAUAAAGUGAGUGUAAUA